Molecule: messenger RNA, 1902 nt
Organism: Penicillium argentinense
Lineage: Eukaryota; Fungi; Ascomycota; Eurotiomycetes; Eurotiales; Aspergillaceae
Product: putative ubiquitin C-terminal hydrolase
Exons: 1
Coding region: 1-1902 (633 amino acids)
Biological process (GO): protein deubiquitination
Cellular component (GO): nucleus; cytosol
Molecular function (GO): cysteine-type deubiquitinase activity; cysteine-type endopeptidase activity
Source: RefSeq, a predicted model, not a curated record
AUGCAAGAGAAGCCGACCACGGUCGCCGCAUAUGCGGCCGGAGCGUCCCUCGCUGCUGUUGCGCUCUUCUAUGUUUUCGGUCCCAAUUAUACAAUCGACGGAGACGAAUCCAACGACAGUAACCGCAAGAAGAGCAUCGUCGGUCUUUCCAAUGUCGCCAAUGACUGCUUCAUCAAUUCGGUGCUGCAGGCGCUGGCGGGCCUGGGAGAUCUGCGUGUCUACUUGAUCCGUGAACUACACCGACGCGAGCUGGACGGACCGGAAAUGUACCACGCGGUGCCGAGCGAAGAUGAGCUUCCGCGUGGGCAGCGACCAGACAAACUGCGGGAUCUACAACAGGGGAUCAUUACACGGGCAUUGAAGGAAAUGCUCGAUCGACUGAAUGAGCGCCCGAUCUACAAGAAGACCAUCUCGGCGCGAGGGUUCAUCGAGUCACUGGAAUUCGCGUACCGGACGCGUAUUAGUCGCAACCAGCAGGACGCGCAGGAGUUCCUGCAGAUUGUGCUCGAGCGGCUCUGCGAUGAAUACCAUGCCGGUGUGCGCGCUCGGCGGCGUGCCCUCGAUCCCAUUGGAGCGCCUGCUGGCCCAGGCGCGGUGGGCACAGGGUCCGUGGCCGAUGCCUCCGAGCCUGAAACACCGGCCGAGGUGGAGGUGCGGAUUGACGAUGGAUCUACCAAUGGACUGCCCGCAAUCAUUGACACGAAGCUGCGGGAAAUUGACAACGAGGCUGGUUUCCCCCUUGAGGGCAAAUUGGAAUCCCAGAUCGAAUGCCAGUUUUGUCACUACCAAUAUAAGCCCAACCAGACGUCCUUUGUGAAUCUGACGCUGCAGGUACCGCAGAAGAGCUCGACUACACUGAGCUCCUGCUUCGACGGUCUCUUGAAAACCGAAUAUAUUGAGGACUUCCGUUGCGACAGGUGUCGUCUGCAGCAUGCCGUCGACCAGAAGACCAAAGAGAAGGCUCGAACCAGCUCCCACAGCGAACAGCAACGAUUGGAAAAGGAGAUUGAGCGUAUCCAGGAGGUCCUCGAGAAUGACCCCGAGCGUGAGCUGGAAGGAAUUGAACUUCCACCAGCCGACCUUGCGCCCAAGCGACGAAUUGCUCGGCACAUGCGCAUCACAUCGUUCCCGAAGAUUAUCGCGAUUCACCUGUCGCGGUCCAUCUUUGACCGCAGCAGCUCGACGAAGAACGCGGCGAAGGUGUCCUUCCCCGAGCGAUUGCCCCUUGGCGGCAUCUUGAACCAGACCUGGUUCAAGCUGUUGACCAUUGUCUGCCACAAGGGCAGCCAUCACAGUGGUCACUACGAGUCAUUCCGUCGUAAUCAUCUCUACGCACCCUUUUCGACCCCGGAGGCGUUUAGCUCCUACGCAGCGAGCCGAGUCGCGAGCCAAAACCCAUCCCAGGCACCGAGUCCGCGAUUGAUCCCGCGCAGCAGUCCCGACCCGGACACUGGAGCCAGCAGCGGACUCUCGACAGCGACAUCCUCCACCUCCCUUUCAGGGACAUCGCCCGCCUCGCAACUCACACCGGCGCCGGCGCGCCCCACCACGUCGAGCUCGCGACGGUCCUUCCAGAGCACCUUCUCCCGCUCCUCGACCCCUCAACUGGCGGCGGAUUCAGAUAGCAACAGCCCGUCGACGGACCAGGGUCGGUUCAGCAGUUCGUCGGGCCCGCCCCGAACCAUCCCCCGCUCAUCGGGCGAGACCCCCACCGGGGUCGGGUCGCGACUUCGACGCCGUCGCAAGCCGAAUGACCGGUGGUGGCGGAUUUCAGACGAGAAGAUCAAGGAGUGCAAGACGUCGGACGUGCUGGGAAUGCAGAAGGAGGUUUACCUGCUGUUCUACGAGAUCGAGAAGCCGGAUUCAAGCCCCGCGGCGGCUGCGGCUGCAGCACGGAUGUAA